CUGACUUCAAAAUGUUCAAACUUGCGUCCUGACAGGCAAAGCACGAGGCACCAGAGAAACAGAUCAAAUCAAUGACACUUUAACAUCAUGUAAUGUCUUAUAAUAAUAAUAAUAAUAAUAAUAAUACAGCUGUUAUAUCAAUACAUACACAUGGCGUGCUUCUUCAGGAGAACUAUCGCACUGCAGCUUGCACAGAUUUGUGGACAGUCUGAGUCUGUUUUUAUUCCUCUGAUCUCUGCAGUUCCAGUGUCAAAGAAACAGUCGACGGCUGAUGUGCGGGUCUCAGUGAAUUCUCUGGUGCAGAUUGGAGCUGUUAUACCUGAUGGAGAUCUGCAGAUGAUCACUGACACACUCGUCAAACAGAUAAAACUGGAUGGCGUUGUUGACGAGGUCAUUGCUGGUCGAGGAGUGAUUCACUUCAGAUUAAAUAAAUUGAUCCUGGCACAGAAACUAUUAAAGCAACUGCAUCUAGAGCCUGAUACGUUUGGGGUGAAGAGUGAACUUCUGACUCAUCUUCAGGGUGGCAGGACACUUGUGGAGUUCAGUUCUCCAAACAUCGCUAAAAAGUUUCAUGCUGGACAUCUUCGUUCCACAAUUAUUGGAAACUUCAUUGCCAACCUAAAGAAGGCUUUGGGGAAAGAGGUUAUUCGAGUGAAUUAUUUGGGUGAUUGGGGAAUGCAGUUUGGUCUUUUGGGAGCAGGCUUUGAACGGUUCGGAUCUCAAGAGAAGCUGAGAGCACAUGCCCUCCAGCACCUAUUUGAGGUGUAUGUUCAAGUGAACCGUGAGGCCAAGUGUGAUGAUAGCGUGCGUUUGGCUGCUGCAGAGUUCUUCAGACGUCUCGAGCAGCAUGAGGAUCAGGCCCUGUCACUGUGGAAACAGUUUCGCGAGAUCACAGUUGAGGAGUAUAAACGCAUCUAUGAGCGGUUAGGAGUUCACUUUGAUCAUUAUUCUGGAGAGUCUUUCCAUCAGAGUCAAACACACAAUGUUCUGGAGGAUCUGAUGAGCAAACACCUGUUAAAGACCACUGAGAAGGGCACAGGUGUGGUAGACAUGUCUGGGGUAGGUGAUAUGUCAUCCUACGCAACAUUAGUGCGCAGUGAUGGGACGUCUCUGUACAUCACCAGAGACAUCGCAGCAGCGUUGGACAGAAAGGAGAGGUUUGGCUUUGAUGAGAUGAUCUAUGUGACAGAUAAGAGUCAGUCCGUCCAUUUCCAGCAGCUCUUUCACAUCCUGUUAGCCAUGGGACACCAGUGGGCAGAGAGGUGUCAUCACGUAGCGUUCGGGCUGGUUCAGGGCAUGAGUACGCGGCGUGGAGAAGUGCUGUUCCUGGAGGACGUGCUGGAGGAAGUGCGAAACAGGAUGCUCAACAACAUGAGACAGUCCACAACUUCAAAAGUGCUAGAGGAUCCAGAACAAACAGCAGAGAGGGUUGGGAUCAGUGCUUUAAUUAUACAGGACUUUAAAGGGCCUCUGAUGUCUGAUUAUAAAUUUGAGUGGGACAAAGUCCUGCAGGCUCAAGGGGACACGGGUGUAUUUCUGCAGUACACACACGCCAGACUCUGCAGUUUGUUGAGAAGACAUGAGAAUGAGAAGUACACGUUCUGUGAUGUUUCACCUCUCUUGGACAACAGAAGUAUUUCCAUUCUUCAGCACCUGCUCAGAUAUGAUGAAGUGCUUCUUCAGUCAGCGUGUGACCUGCAGCCCAGACAUCUGGUCAACUUCCUCUUUACUCUGAGUCAUCUGGUGGCCUCGGCCCAUCGACAGCUGCCUGUGAAGGGAAGUUCUCCAGAGGUGGCUCAGGCCAGACUCUGUCUAUUCAGCUCUGUCUGCUCCGUUCUGGCCAAUGGCAUGAGGAUUCUGGGUAUUACACCUGUGGAGAAAAUGUGAUGUUCUUUUAAUUAAAGGAACAGUUCUCUUAAAAUUGAAAAUACUAUCAUUUCUUUAUCACCGUUACGUUGUUCCAAACCCGUCUGUUGUUAUUUUUACCUGGAGCACAAAAGUAGAUGCAUCUGCCACACUAACAAAACAUAAAAGUACUGGUGUUCUGUGCUAGUCAUGUGCAAUAUUCAAGUCUUCCAAAGUAAUUUGAUAGACUAAAAUGUUAAGUAAUUAUUCACUGAUAAUCUGCUCCGCUGAAGCUUGCAUUCAGAUAAAAAAUAAAAUUGUGUGUUAAUGUCAUUAAAGGCAAAACACCAUUGAUUCACAUUUGUCUAGUAACUGAACAUGACAUGCCAGUUUUGAAUUCUGAGAUUAUGAGUGAAUAAUGACUUAAAUUUCAGUUUGUUCCACACAGAAAAUUAUCAUAUGACUUCAGAAGACUUGGAACAUGCCACAUGAGACGUAUGGAUUAUUUUUGUCUUUUUUGACCUUGACAAACAUGGUCACUAUGAGUUGUUUAAUGGAAAGAAAUAAGUCAUCCAAAAAUUCUACUUUUGUGUUCCACUGAAAUAAAAGUGUAUGGUUUGAGACGACAUGAAGGCGAGUAGAUAAUGACAGAAUUCUACACUGCCUGGCCAAAAAAAGUUGCAUACUCCAAUAUUUCAUUGGACCGCCUUUAGCUUUGAUUACGGCACACAUUUGUCGUGGCAUUGUUUCAACAACCUUAUGCAACUUCACAACAUUUAUUUCCGUCCAGAGUUGCAUUAAUUUUUGGCCGAGAUCUUGUAUUGAUGACGGGAGAGUUGAACCACUCUGUAAAGUCUUCUCCAGCCCAUCCCAAAGACUUUCAGUGAGGUUAAGGUCAGGACUCUGUGGUGGCCAAUUCAUGUGUGGAAAUGAUUCCUCAUGUUCCCUGAACCACUUUUUCACAUUUGAGCCCGAUGAAUCUUGGUACCGUCAUCCUAGAAUAUGCCCAUACCGUCAGGGGAAAAAAAAUCCAUUGAUGGGAUAACCUGGUUAUUCAGUACAUUCAGGUAGUCAGCUGACUUGAUUUUAUUGCCGCAUAACGUUGCUGAGCCUAGACCUGACCAAAUGAAGCAACCCCAGAUCAUAACACUGACUCCAGAGACUUGUACAGUGGACACUAUGCAUGAUGGGUGCAUCACUUCAUGUGCUUCACUUCUUACCCUGAUGUGCCCAUCGCUUUGGAAUAGGGUAAAUCUGGACUCAAACCACAUGACCUUUUUCCAUUGCUCCACAGUCCAAUCUUUAUGCUCCCUAGCAAAUUAAAGUCGUUUUUUCUGAUUAGCCUCACUAACAAGUGGCUUUCUUGUGGCCACACAGCUGUUUAGUCCUAAUCCUGUAAAUUCUCGUCCCAUUGUUCAUGUGGAAAUGCUCUUACUUUCACUAUUAAAAAUAGCUGUGAGUUCUACUGUCUAUUUUUUAUGAUGUGACUUAAAGUGUUUUAGUGAUCUCUGAUCGCGAUUAUUCAAGAUUUUGUUCCGACCACAUUUCUUCAGUGAAGCUGACGGUUCACCACUAUCCUUCCAGGUUUUAAUAAUGCAUUGGACAGUUCUUAACCCAAUUCCAGUGAUUUCAACAAUCUCCUUAGUUGUUUUCUUUGCUUGAUGCAGGCCAAUAAUUUGCCCCUUCUGAAACACAGUAACAUCUUUUCUACGACCACGGGAUACGUCUUCCGACAUGGUUGUUUAAGAAAUGAGUAGCUACACACUGCAUCAGUUAGGGUUAAAAGAAUUGUUGCCAGCUGAAACAUAUUAAUUAUUGCAAUAAUGAUCCAAUCAUAGGCUUUUAAGUAUCUGCUUAUUUAUAUACAAACGAUGACUUUUUUUUUUUUUUGGCCAGGCAGGUGUAAAUUCAUUAUAUGACUAAAUAUGUAAAUUAUAUGUCAACUAUAAAUCUGUUUUAACAUGUAGAAUCUUUUGUGUUUGGCUUACAUUUUUUAUUGGCCAUAUUUAAAUUACAUACAGUAUGUUUUGAAAUGUGAUAUACAAACACUAAGAGCCACUGAGAACUGCAUGUCUAGUUUAGUAUGCCCAAAAAAGACCAAUAUACAUGUAAAGUUUUGGCGUGGCAUUUUCUGCAUGUAUGAAAUGGUCCUAGUGAAGAAAUAUAUGUCAUUAAUAAUACCGCUAAUAGUGCCAGCACCAUAUGAUGCCCUCAGUAACAGCCAAGUUAGUAUGGCAGAGCAUAACAUGAGAACUUCAUACCUUCAUAUAGCCCUUCACUUUCAAGCCACUAAUGAAACACAAAUCAAACUCAUUGCAGUCAACACAAACCAGGUUUAUCUUUGAUUCAACCCAUAUUUAAAGUAGUUUUUGUCGUAGACUUUGAUUGGACACAUAAGUCAACAACACAAAAAAAUUGCAUUUUUGCCUUCCCUUUAAAAGUUUAUUAGCCUUUUUUUAAUUUACUGUAUCCUAACAAUGCAAGAUUAGAUGGUUUGUAGCAUUUUAUUAUCUGCAUUUGUCACUGCUGUCUGCAAUCAGAACCGAGGCCUGUUGAACAAACUCAAAGUUUCAGAGUAAGUUUCAGGUUGACAAAACCAGUUUAGAUCGGGUUCAGUGAUCUCAAGACGCUCGCUAUAAAGUUUUUCUGUCAACUCAAGAGUUUGAUCCAGAGCUCAUGAUUAACCCUGAAGCGUGUGCACAUGAAUUCAACAUUUGAUACCAACAGCCAGUGUGUGAAGCUCCGAGAGAGUUUGCGCAAUUUACUUCUCACAUAAAAUUCAGUGUGAUUUACGUCUCAGCUGAAGAUCAAGAGAACAUUAUCAAAGUAUGAAGAAUUGAAACAUUUACACAGUAAGAGAAAAAACAGCUGAUCCAUCAAAGUUAAAAAAAAAUAACACCAGUAAAAACCAACCUGCCUUCUUGAGACUGAAAAA
Myxocyprinus asiaticus (Chinese sucker) is the source of this 4780-nucleotide messenger RNA. It is a transcript of the gene rars2, whose product is annotated as arginyl-tRNA synthetase 2, mitochondrial. The transcript is spliced from 20 exons. Gene Ontology annotation, biological process: mitochondrial translation; arginyl-tRNA aminoacylation. Lineage: Eukaryota; Metazoa; Chordata; Actinopteri; Cypriniformes; Catostomidae. The coding region runs from base 151 to 1887 and encodes 578 amino acids. Gene Ontology annotation, cellular component: cytoplasm; mitochondrion. Gene Ontology annotation, molecular function: ATP binding; arginine-tRNA ligase activity. The record is from RefSeq and is a predicted model, not a curated record.